This is a messenger RNA of Haliotis rubra (blacklip abalone), 4291 nucleotides long. Its product is annotated as hillarin-like. The coding region runs from base 152 to 2938 and encodes 928 amino acids. NCBI's taxonomy places the organism in Eukaryota, Metazoa, Mollusca, Gastropoda, Lepetellida, Haliotidae. The transcript is spliced from 7 exons. The record is from RefSeq and is a predicted model, not a curated record.
UGUAGGUCACUGUUCCCAGCCACAACAGAGUUGAGCGUGUCACAGAUCGAGAACGUCGGAGAACAAGCCUGUCAUCGGAGUGUACUAGUGUUUGUGAUUUUAUUCAGUUUCGGAUUACCGCCCAAAGGAUCACCCCAGGAUCACCCCCGUCAUGUCAGCCCCCUUCCCGGAGCCCGAGGAGGGUCGGGUGUUGGUGCACGAGUCGGAGGACGAGAAUAAGACAUAUAAGUACUCCUUUACUUACGAGAAAGCUACACUGUAUGAAUUCAAGUACGAACGGGCGGCAGAGCCGGAUCCCGUCGACCCCUGUUUUCGGUGUAACAAGCAGGUGUUUCCAGAGGAUCAGCUGGAUGUGGGAGUUUUAUUCCACAAGCAGUGUUUCCGGUGUCGGAUCUGUGGGGUGCCGCUCACCAAACAGACCUUCUACCGGAACAACAAGAAUGGCAGCAAAGACAAGGAGUGUUUCUGUAAGACGCACGUGGGGAAGAGCAUCAGUGAGUUGAAGAAGGGGGCCAUGAUGAACCUCGAUGCCCUGAAUAAUCCCAACAAGAAGUAUCAGAUACAGGUCGAUGGCGCUACACGGCCGGGUCUGACUUCCGGUCGCUCCAGUCCCCGCCCAUCACCACGCACAUCACCACGCCCAUCACCACGCCACUCCCCCAACACCUCCAUCAACCACGGCCACAGCCCGGGGUCCAGCAUGACCAGCGUCACUCCGCGAAGCAUGCACGAUCAGUCCAGUAUGGCGAGCCCCUGGACAACGUACAAUCCGCACAGCGCAGACCACAGCUUAGGAACCUCGUAUGAUAUGAGGAGUUUCUCACACCCAAAACCAGUGCUGCAAAGCUAUGAGGACUUUGAGAACAGCAACGUGUUCGAAGCCCAGUCAUUCCUGGAGGCUCGCCACAAGGAGGAGGAAGAGCGUCUUCAGCGGUUCCUCCUGGAGGAGAGAGAGAAAGAGAUGAAACGGCUUGACGACAGCAUUGGCGUGGAGAAGGAACGAGCUGCUGAGGAGCUUCUAGCCAACAUUGACCAGGUGCGUGCUCACGGCAGCACGCGCAGUCUGUUGGGGGAGCGGGACAGAAUAGAGGAUCACUUCAAGACCGUCAGGGACGACCGCUUCAAGCAGAUGCAGGACAAGAUGGGGACGGAGGAAAAGACCCGCACCACCAAGAUGUUGGAGAGACACUGCCAUGAAAUGAUGACGCUGAUUGGUGAAAAGGACCGAGAGGCAGACCGGAGUGUGCUGUACGACCAUUCCAUGAGACCCCCGCUGGAGCCCCCGGAGACCAAGAAAGCCCACCUGUACAAGACACCUGCCCGGUUUGAACAGCUGGACAGGAAGGCUGUGCAGCUUGUAAGCAGAGAGUAUUCGACUUACACAGAUCUCGUGAGAGAUCUUACACGAGACUGCAAGUCGGAGCUCGAGAAAGUCCGGGUUUUGUUCCGCUGGGUGAUCGCCAAGGAUCUGAACAAGAACACCGUCAAUGACAUAAUCCGCCCCUCGGCCUCCGCCAUCACGCUACUCAAGGGAGUUAAGUCAGGCAAGGAGACCUACCAUCAGCUCUUUAAGCGGCUCUGCACAUACGCCGGUCUCCAUUGCGAAAUUAUUCUUGGAUACUCAAAAGGAGCUGGUUACAAACCGGGCAUGCGCAUUGAGGGCACAACCUUCCGGAACUCGUGGACAGCUGUGUGCAUUGACGGGAGCUGGCGAUUCGUCAACUGCACGUGGGCGGCACGUCACGUGUCAGGUCACAUGGACGACCUCCCUCAGCUGUUCCACAAAUACGACGAGUUCUACUUCCUGACAGACCCGGAAGACUACAUCUACCAACAUUACCCAGACGACCCCGCAUGGCAACUUCUAGAAAUCCCACUUCCGUUUUCCGAAUUCAUCAACCUUCCAGUGGUGAAAUCACCUUUUUUCAACUAUGGACUGAAGUUUUAUUCCAAUUAUGGUGCCACCCUGUCGACAGAGACGGGAAUGAUCGAAGUAAGACUAGUGAUGCCAAAGAUUCUUGGAUUUGGUUCCAUGUUGGAGCCUGUGAACAAAUCGUCAGGGGACUCCCGGAGUCUGGACGGAAGGACGUUGCUGCGCUUCGUCAAAAACGAAGCCAUAUUUACAGUUGCCCUCCCGCGACCGGGGUUAUAUUAUUUCUCCAUCUUUACUGGAGAUUUCUGGCAUUCGGAAUGUCUCGAAAGUGCUUGUUCCUUCCUCAUCAGCUGUUCGGAGAUGUCCGGACCGCCCUCUCCUCCAUAUCCCCCUGUGCCGUUUUUCGGGGCCACGCCCAUCAUGGAGAAACUGGGAAUGAGCACGGAGAACGUCGAUCCACUGAUAGUGUGUAAUAGUGACUACUUAGAAAUCAACUUCAAAAUGGAGAAUGACACGAAAGUGACUCAUACAUUUCAAUAUUUCGACGUCGCUGACGAAUCCGUGCAGGACAUUGACAGACAUGUAUUCCUCCGCUCGCGGAACGACACAGGGGCGACCUACUUAGUGAGGUGUCCGAAAGAAGGAUUCUACAUCUUCUCACUCUUUUGCGCAGAUCCAACAGGAGACAAAACCAGUCUUGACUGCGCAUAUCGCUAUCUCGUCAUCUGCCAGGAACCCAGUCCAUCUGGGAACGCCUUCCCGAAGACGUUUCCAAAAUGGCAGCGCUGUACCUUGUAUGAGCCUGUGGGAGGGGAUCUAAUGACGGACAAGCGAUACACCUUCCGACUCGAUGUCCCCCAGGCCGUGGAGGUGUUCCUCGUGAUAGGGGACAUCUGGCAUCAUAUGAAGCGGAAGUUAGGAUUCACCUGGGAGACCAACGUCAAUACCGGAAACAGUACCGGAAGUGCUAAAAUAUAUGCGCGUUUCCAAGCCGGAAGGGACCAGAGCCUGUUUUCUCAGUUAUUGGAGUAUGAGCUUGUAGAUGAGAUUGAGACUGAGAUUUGAAGAGUUGAGUGCCCGCGCAGAGCAGAGUCAUGACAACGGAUGUCCAGACAUCUAAUAUCACUUAGGAUGGGAAUGGGAAGGUUUGGCUGGGGGUGGGGAACGUUUGGCUGGGGGUGGGGCUCGUGGAGCGGGCCCUUGAACAGUGAGUGAUACCUAUCACGCCCACACCUUAAACACUUAUAGAUAAUGUCAUUCCUUUAACCAGCAAUACACAUUUCAAGAGUGGCGAUGGAAAUUCAUUGUUCUGAACACUUCAUAUUGAUGCAAGCAAAAACAGGUUUCUUUUGGCACAUCUGCGUUGAAAAAUAGUGUUUUGGAUUAUUUUUAUUUUUAGGGGUGAUUUUUACGAAAGAAUGUUUACAUUCCAAACAUAUUUAAAUAUACAUCGGCAGAAAUUCAGCAUUAUAAAUCUGCUAUGUUUCAUGCUGUAGUGAAAGUGCUAAUGACAGCAGUAUGAAGAAGAUAUUUUCCUAUUUUAAUCAAAGGGCCAACGUAGAUAAUAUAACAUGACUUGAUGUAAAAUGGAGAUCAUCAAGUUGCACAUCAACAUAAUAAGUGCUGCAAUAACACUGUGCUAUUUGAUUACUCGAUAUAUGAAUUGUAUAUACAUGUAUUUUCUUUAAGAAUUUUAGAUAUAUAGAGGACGUGUUUUCUCGUCUGUUUAAUUAUUUAAAACCAGAAUUACAGUGAUUUCAAAUAACCAUCCUCUUCACAGAAGGUGUUAACUAUGACACUGUUUUUGAUCAAUGUGAUAAACGUUUUGAUCAAUGUGAUAAACGUUUUGAUCAAUGUGAUAAACGUUUUGAUCAAUGUGAUAAACGUUUUAAUACUGUUCAAUAUUUAAUUUUGGUAUAUUGUGAUGCUUAUUUCACCGUGUGCUGUAUCAUCUGAGGAGUUGAUUGUGCAAUAAACUACUGAAAUGUACGCAUGCGCAGCCUUGUCAUCACCAUAGCCAACUCAUUGGUCGUCAUAACGUAUGAUAUAUAAAAUCAUUCAUCCAUUUCAAUACAUUAUUACAUUUUUCAAAUUCUUGAUUUUGUGUGCUACCCGAAGCAGGUUAUGUUGUUAUUUAUUUCCGCUUGUUAGUGCGCUGUGACCCAGUUAUUCUAUAUCCAAUAUAGGUGCUUGUCAAACGCGUCUGUCUGUGUCAUACGACACUAUUCGUCUCAUGUUUCAUGCAUAUAUGGCUUGCCAAACUGUGUCAGCAGUCGGAAUCACGACGCUGAGUGUAAUAUAUCUCGUGAAUAGUACCAUGUAAUCCAUUCGGUGAAGUCCGGGAGGAACGUGUACGGAAAGACACGAGCUUUACUUCCUCAUUCUGGAAUGUUUCUGAAUAAAUACCGCUUUUGAACA